This is a messenger RNA of Fusarium tjaetaba, 711 nucleotides long. RefSeq lists its product as uncharacterized. Lineage: Eukaryota; Fungi; Ascomycota; Sordariomycetes; Hypocreales; Nectriaceae. The transcript has a single exon. The coding region runs from base 1 to 711 and encodes 236 amino acids. The record is from RefSeq and is a predicted model, not a curated record.
AUGGUGCCUGCCCCUCGGGAGACCAAUUCUUCUACUGCUUAUGCCUGGCCUCCACCAGUUCAUGCUCCGACAGGUCCUCCACCACCAAUGCAAGCGCCUGCCCUCGUCGCAGAUCAUGCCCUGGGCGCCCGGCCUCCCCCCCCUGCCCCAUACGCGCCCCUUCAACCUCAACGACCAUCAUAUAGCGACUGGGGACGACCUGCGAGCCAGCAAGGUUCGCCUCCUCGACACAUCAAUGGGGGACCCCCAAUCCACAAUGCACCGCCGAUAUCCACACUAUCUUCGUUGCGACCACCUCCAGUUGUAGGACCAGGGCCUCCGCUUGGAUCUUCACCACCUGCACCACCGCCAGCAAACCAUCAUAGUGGUCCCGCGUCGCAGCCUUAUACCAACGGACUCCCUCCAUCACCUCGACGAUUGAAUGGACCAGCGCCACCACCUCGUUAUACUCAUCCGUAUCAAACCCACGGACACAACGCUCCUCCGCCCCCUCCUCCUGCGUCGCACUUACCACCACCAACCCUGACGAAUGGGGCACCACCGCCUCCGUCGCGACACGAUGGUUUCUCUCAUGAACUUCACCCGCAGAGGCCGACUUAUCCUGCUCCCCACGGAAGCCCAACAGGCCCUCGAAAUGGGCCACAGCCUCCAUCGAGUCGCCCGGCGAGUGGAGCAAGUGCCAGUCCCUCGCUACGAAAUCUCCUUUCUUGA